ACAGAAGCUAGUCCAAAAAUUAAUAAAGUACCGUCAAAUGUUGCAUCAAUUAUUGUAAAAAAUAAUAUGGAUACAUUAAAAUCGGAUAGACUCCGACGCCAAAAUUAUAAUAUGUUUCGCGAUAUCGAUGAUAAUGAACAAGAUGACAAUAUCCGGCAGCAAAUAAAACGAGAAAAAAAGAACAGAGAGCCAAAAAUUUGGGAUCGAUGGGGUAAUUGGUCCACAUGCAGUGUCACUUGUGGAGUAGGAAAGAUCAUGAGGUGGAGACAUUGCAUAGGAGGACGUUGUUCUUUGGGAGAGAAGAAAGCUCAAUUAAAAACUUGCACUCUUGCUGCGUGUUGAAAUAUUUUUCAAUGUACAAGAUAUAAGUGUAAGGAAUAUCCAUUGCUUGAAUAAUGGUUAUUUAAAGAUGUCAUGAAAAGAUGAAAAUUAAAGAACCCUUUAAAUAUAUAUAUGUGCGUGUAUAUUUAUAUAGUAUGAGAUGAUAUAUAUACACACAUACAUAUAUAUACAUACAUGUAUAAAUUUUGCUAAUCAAGCAGUUAUUGAACAGUAUGAUAAAUGACAAGAAUGUAACAUGUGGAAUGAAAAUUCAUUAUAGAUGUUUAAUAUUUAA
Solenopsis invicta (red fire ant) is the source of this 616-nucleotide messenger RNA. Its product is annotated as properdin. The record is from RefSeq and is a predicted model, not a curated record. The coding region runs from base 67 to 342 and encodes 91 amino acids. Lineage: Eukaryota; Metazoa; Arthropoda; Insecta; Hymenoptera; Formicidae. The transcript is spliced from 2 exons.